AUGAAGAAAGCAAUGCUGACCAGCGCCCUCGCGGCCACCGCGGCCGCUCGUUCCAUGCCUCACUUCAAGCGCCAAUCGAACAGCAGCACAGUGCAAGGCUUCGACGUCUCGGGCUAUCAACCCAACGUCAACUGGGACGCAGCCUACAACGGCGGCCUCCGCUUCGUCUACAUCAAAGCCACGCAGUCCACCGACUACACCAACCCGGACUUCUCCAGCCAGUACGAGGGCGCGACGAACGCAGGCUUCAUCCGCGGCGCCUACCACUUCGCUGACGGCACUGUUAGCGCCUCGGCGCAAGUCUCCUACUUUGCGCAGAACGGCGGCGGCUGGUCCAGCGACGGAAUCACCCUCCCCGGCAUGCUGGAUCUCGAAGGCGACUGCAUCGGCGUCGACUGGAUCCAGGAGUUCUCCGACGGCUACUACAACAUGUACGGCGUGUACCCCGUGCUCUACUCCAGCCCGUCGUGGUGGGAGCAGUGCACCGGCAAUUCGAAUGCGUUUGUCAAUACAAAUCCGCUCUUCAUGGCCUGCUAUGAUUCCACUCCCUGCACUCCGCAAGGCGGCUGGCCAUACUUUACGUUCUGGCAGUAUGCGGAUAGCAAUACUUAUGGUGGCGACUCGGACCUGUUCAACGGAGAUUACAGCCAACUACAGACGCUUGCGACCAAUGGUUGA
Molecule: messenger RNA, 678 nt
Organism: Neohortaea acidophila
Lineage: Eukaryota; Fungi; Ascomycota; Dothideomycetes; Mycosphaerellales; Teratosphaeriaceae
Product: glycoside hydrolase family 25 protein
Exons: 4
Coding region: 1-678 (225 amino acids)
Biological process (GO): cell wall macromolecule catabolic process; carbohydrate catabolic process; peptidoglycan catabolic process
Molecular function (GO): lysozyme activity
Source: RefSeq, a predicted model, not a curated record